This is a messenger RNA of Nycticebus coucang (slow loris), 2315 nucleotides long. RefSeq names its product carbohydrate sulfotransferase 7 (gene CHST7). Lineage: Eukaryota; Metazoa; Chordata; Mammalia; Primates; Lorisidae. The transcript is spliced from 2 exons. The coding region runs from base 183 to 1646 and encodes 487 amino acids. The record is from RefSeq and is a predicted model, not a curated record. Gene Ontology annotation, biological process: carbohydrate metabolic process; N-acetylglucosamine metabolic process. Gene Ontology annotation, cellular component: Golgi membrane. Gene Ontology annotation, molecular function: N-acetylglucosamine 6-O-sulfotransferase activity; chondroitin 6-sulfotransferase activity.
CGCAGCUAGCACCACUGCCUUCCAAAUUUCCCCUUGUGGAUGCGCGGUACUGCGGCACCGCUCCUCCCGGCGCUGAGGGGCCAGGAGAGGCCGAAGGAGUGCACUCGGCAGGGGCAGGAUUUUGAGGAAGGGGAGAGAAAGGCGUCCGACCCGCUCGGGGGUGGUGGUGGUGGUGUCGGUGAAUGAUGAAGGGCCGGCGGCGGCGGCGCCGAGAGUACUGCAAGUUCGCGUUGCUGUUGGUGCUGUACACACUGGUGCUGCUGCUUGUCUCCUCCGUCCUGGACGGCGGACGCGACAGGAACAGGGGCGCCGGACACUGUCCUGGCCUGCAGCACAGCCUUGGUGUGUGGAGCCUGGAGGCGGCUGCGGCCGGCGAACGCGAGCCGAGCGCGGAGGCACGGCCCAUUGCUGAAGGGGGCGCGGGCCAGUCCGCCGAGCCCCUGGGCAACCUCAGCGGCCCCGUCGGGGAGACGGUGUCUCGAGAGAAGCAGCACAUCUAUGUGCAUGCGACCUGGCGCACCGGCUCGUCUUUCCUGGGUGAGCUCUUUAACCAGCACCCGGACGUUUUCUACUUGUACGAACCCAUGUGGCAUCUAUGGCAGGCUCUGUAUCCGGGCGACGCCGAGAGCCUGCAGGGCGCGUUGCGCGACAUGCUGCGCUCCCUCUUCCGCUGCGACUUCUCAGUGCUGCAGCUGUACGCGCCACCGGGGGACCCCGCUGCACGCGCCCCAGACACAACUAAUCUCACCACAGCCACCCUCUUCCGCUGGAGGACCAACAAGGUCAUCUGCUCGCCACCGCUGUGCCCUGGUGCGCCCCGAGCCCGCACGGAGGUGGGCCUCGUCGAGGACACUGCCUGCGAGCGCAGCUGCCCACCCGUGGCGCUACGCGCCCUGGAGGCCGAGUGCCGCAAGUACCCGGUGGUGGUCAUCAAGGACGUGCGUCUGCUCGACCUGGGCGUGCUGGUGCCUCUGAUGCGUGACCCAGGCCUUAAUUUGAAGGUGGUGCAGCUUUUCCGUGACCCGCGGGCCGUGCAUAACUCGCGCCUCAAGUCUAAGCAGGGGCUGCUGCGGGAGAGCAUACAGGUGCUGCGCACCCGCCAGAGAGGCGACCGCUUCCACCGGGUGCUGCGAACACACGGCGUAGGCGCUCGCCUCGGGGGCCAGUCCCGCGCGCUGCCGGCGGCGCCGCGGGCCGAUUUCUUCCUGACCGGCGCGCUCGAGGUUAUCUGUGAAGCCUGGCUGCGCGACCUGCUUUUCGCGCACGGCGCGCCAGCCUGGCUGCGGCGCCGCUACCUGAGGCUGCGUUAUGAGGACUUAGUGCGGCAGCCGCGCACGCAGCUGCGCCGCCUGCUGCGUUUCUCUGGGCUGCGCGAGCUUGCUGCGCUCGACGCUUUCGCGCUCAACAUGACGCGAGGCACAGCCUAUGGUGCCGACCGGCCCUUUCACCUGUCAGCACGUGAUGCCCGCGAGGCGGUGCACGCCUGGCGCGAGCGCCUGAGCCGAGAACAGGUGCGCCAGGUAGAGGCCGCCUGCGCUCCAGCCAUGCGCCUGCUCGCCUACCCUCGCAGCGGAGAGGAGGGUGACACUGAGUUGCCCAAGGACUGGGAGGCACCGCUGGAGACGGAGGCCGACCGUGCCAGGUAGUCCCCCACUCCCGUCCCAGGGGCGGAUCCAGGUCAGUCACCAUGAACUGGAUCACUCAGCAUGUUGCCCCAGCACUGGAGAAGCAACACUGUGGAGGCAAUCUGUCACACUGUCAGGGACUGGGAUUUGACUUGCUACCAACUGCUGUGCAAUUCUGCUGAGCAGGAAUAUCACAAGCUAUUCACUAAUGAUGGGUGCACUGAUUGAGAUGAAGUUUCCAGUAAGGAAGUGGUAGUGCAAUGUGGAUAUUUAUGGCUAUAAAAUAGAAGAAAGAGCUUGAGUUCCCAGGCUGAACCUGCCUCUGCUGGAGCCAUUUCAACAAGGCGUCCUCACAACAAAGAAGAAAUGUGAUUUGCCAUUUCACAUCAGCAGGUGUCUGGACAAAAAUAUCAAUGUGAAUAAGGGCCAAGUGCAGUCCUGUCUAUCUUGAUUAAAUUACUUAAUAUUAAAUAAAGGUCUGGGUGGUAUUGUUUUUAACCUGCCUCAUCCAGCUUUCUUUUAAAUAGCUCCCCUUUCCCUCUACCCAGAACUGAUUUUUAAAAAGUAAUUCUUCUCCCUGGAGUGAGAGAACCCUAAUGAACUGAAGCAAAGCAAACUUUUAUUUUUAAAUUGUUCUAGCUGGUGUUUUUGUAAUUACACUAUUAAAUUAUUCUGGAGUCAUGUUAAUGA